Thermothielavioides terrestris NRRL 8126 is the source of this 3444-nucleotide messenger RNA. RefSeq lists its product as uncharacterized. Lineage: Eukaryota; Fungi; Ascomycota; Sordariomycetes; Sordariales; Chaetomiaceae. The record is from RefSeq and is a predicted model, not a curated record. The transcript is spliced from 2 exons. Bases 123 to 3128 code for a protein of 1001 amino acids.
GAGCGCACCGCCUGCCAGCCCUCCCCCCGGAGCGACCUUCCCGUCUCUUGGCCCCGUGCUGCCGGCCUACGAACGCGGUUAGCGACUGCAGGAAGGUGCCGCCAGUGGUUAUAGCCGCCGCCAUGGAGCAAACUUCGCUGGCCACCGCUCCUCCCCCUAUCCCCCGCAGAUCCCGAGAACGCGAGCGGGCGAGGCGCGGCGACCAGUCCCCCGACAAAGCCCAGCUCGCUCCCCGCUCGAACGCCCAUUCCCAUUCGAAGCGCGAUCGAGAUUAUAACGACGUCUUUGCCGACUGGACGAGCCGCGACCGAGCCCGAUACGCCGAACGCUAUCUCAAAGACGAGGACGAGGACCAAGUUGGCCCGCUGCCGCCUGCAUCGCCCGAGGUCAUCUCGUCGCUCAUCACAUCGCUUUCUGCCAUCUCCAGGCCAGUGAGCAACCACUUUGACGGCCCCUCGUAUCUGAGUCCAAUCGACCCGGCCAACCCACUCACGCUGUCGCUUCCCGCCUCACCCUCUGGCGGUUCCUUCGGCGUCACCUACGGCGCGUAUGCCCAGCCGUCGCUGAGGGAUUUACAAGAAGAGGAUGUCCCUCUAGAAGACCUCCCGGCGAGUUCCCCGGUCGUCCGGACUUCCAAGCCUCCGAGCGGCUUGUCGCCUUUGACCGCGCCCAAGUCGCCCAGGAGCCCUAGCGCUCGAGACUCGUCGGGCCUAAAAGGCCUCCUUUCGCGGCGUAGCAGUGGCGGUGUCUCCAGGCCUUCCAGCAGAGGAUCGCUGACGUCCGGAGCUGAGAGCAUCGGCAAAGUCAGCAUCGAGCGUAGCAGCCAAGAGCCGCUUUCGCCUGGUGCCGAGCCGCACGGAUUGAAGAAGCAACAGUCGCAUGACAGCUGGAAUAAGAAAGGCGCCCGGCACCAACGCUCCCUGAUGUACAUGAGCAGUAAGGAAAGAUUGCGAGAAAAGGAAGUCGAAAAGAAAAGAGCCAGCAUCGGGGCUGUCGGCGGGAACUCCAAGAGGCUAAGCGCAACAGGCGGUGCAACACACCUCGAUCCUCUCGCCGCCGAAUCCGUCAUCAACGAGGAGCCAAACGGGGAUCUCGCCGCCGGCGACGGCGAAGACCACGUCGGAACCGAUGGUGGCCCCGCAGAGAGCCUCGCAGAUCCACGUCUGAUUCCCGCUAGAGACUCGUCCUUGCGGAAGACCGGAACCAGCGGGAAGAGGGCGUCAGCGAGGACUUCGCGGACUUCGAAGCGGGACAGCGAGGGUGGCGGUGGCGCGUCCCUGACAAUCCCGGAGCUCGAGGAGCAGAGUGGUGGGUCUCGCGCCUCACGGGGCGACGCGGCAAAGCGGCGCCCUGCCGGCCACAGGGAAGGGCAUGACUUAGACCCUCUGAGACUCUCUGCGGACAGGCCGCGGGACAAGAGGGCGUCCAAACCGGUGCCUGAGGCGCCCAGCACGGACCCGGCGACGCCCGCGGUCUCCAUGUUCCCGGACCCUGAUGCCAUCGACGACGGCGCGCCUUCGCCCUCCGUUGCGCAAGGGCGUCGCCGAGACCGGGAAGCGAGCGCUGAGUACCGGCGACGGUCCGGCCGCCUGACUCCCGAUCCCUUUGGCUGCUAUGCAAGUGAAGGCGGCAGUACCACCGUCAAGGCGAAGCGCAGCAGCGCGAAGCUCAAGCGACUCUCGGGCGCUCCAAGUCCUAGCGCCGACAAUGCGACAGACCAAGCCGCCGCGGCGGGAAGUAAAAGGCACAGCGACCAGCCUCACGUCGCCUAUGAGCGGCCGCGGAGCGCCGACAGCAUCGACGAUGCAGUGGAAAGCUAUCUAUGCAGCCCCCGGCUCAGCCAGAAGAUUAGGCAUCCUCAAACCGGCCGGGUCAUCAGCUUUAGUGAGGUGGGGGAUCCGAACGGCAGCGCCGUCUUCUGUUGCGUCGGCAUGGGAUUGACUAGGUACAUCACCGCCUUUUACGAUGAGCUGGCCUUGACCCUGAGGUUGCGCCUGAUAACGCCGGAUCGCCCCGGCGUCGGUGACAGCGAGCCGUAUGCCGAUGGCACCACAACCCCUUUGAGCUGGCCUGAUGACGUGUACGCGAUUUGUCAAGCCCUCAAGAUCACCAAGUUCUCCAUCUUGGCGCAUUCGGCCGGCGCCAUCUAUGCUCUUGCCACCGCGCUCCGAAUGCCCCAGCACAUCAGGGGCAGGAUUCACCUGCUUGCCCCCUGGAUUCCCCCCUCCCAAAUGAACGUAUUUGGUGCCAGCGAGAAAACACCGUUGCCUCCAACAAAUGCCAUCCCCACCAGCCAAAAGAUCUUGCGGGCACUCCCGACGCCUAUUUUGAAGGCGGCCAACAGCAGCUUCAUGACGGCCACGAGUUCCAGCAUCACGAGCUCCCUGCCGAAGCAAAAAAGAGCCAAGCGAGACAAGAAGAGCAGCGCCGCUGCGAAGGAGAGCAGGGAUAUGCCGAAGGGCAUGUUCCAUGGAGCGGGGGAGAACAAGGAGAACGCCAACCACCUCGGUGAGGACCCCAAGAAAUAUGCGCCUUUCCCGGCGGCGGAAGAGAAUGGGGACCAGAAACGGCCGGGCGAAAGCAACGGCCCUACCGCAGGUUCGCCCCAGGCUCUGGGCACCGGCCACCGCCACCGCCGAUCCAACUCCAGCCACCAGGGCUUCCGGCGACAGGCGGACAAGGAGGAGCUGGUCAUCUCGAAGGCCGCCGCCCUAGCGAGUGCGCAGAUUGCCAACCGCGAGCGCCAGGAGUUGUACGACAACCGCCUGACGCACGCCAUCUGGCAGUUGGCGACGACGGGCGCCAACCCGGCCGUCGACCUGCUGGUGUGCCUGGAACGGCGCCACACGAUCGGCUUCCGCUACGUCGACAUCACCAGGCCGGUGGUGAUCCACCACGGCAGCCGCGACACGCGCGUGCCGGUCGACAAUGUGAGGUGGCUGGGCAAGACGAUGCGCCGGUGCGAGGUCCGCGUGCUCGAGGGCGAGGGCCACGGCCUGAUGGCCAGCGCGCAGGUCAUGGGCGGCGUGCUCAUGGAGAUCAGCAGGGAAUGGGAGGAAUGGAGCCGUGUGACUGGGGCAACGAAGAGAGAGCAUGAGCGAGGGAGGAGGAACACCAUCGGCCGGUAAGAUGAGAGCGGGACGACCUCGUCAACGCUCCGUGCCCGUUGCCCCCGGGUUGGUUGGAUAACCACCGGAUGACAUACCUGCUUUUCGCAGGCACAGCAGUUGAGCACGAUGAUACCUGAAUGUAAUCACUAAUAAUGCUAGUUCCUAUGUACAUUGGAAACAUUGGAUUAGCCGACAGGCCAGCGUGCAUUCACCAGUGAUCAGUUCUAAAGUAGGAUCUCCUGAAGUCAACAAUCAGGCCUCCGCCCCCCACCCCUCGUCUGCAGUUGUUCCCAAACCUGUACUCUUGCGUCAACGUCCCUCGCAGACCACUUCA